Messenger RNA from Recurvomyces mirabilis, 642 nucleotides. RefSeq lists its product as uncharacterized. Bases 1 to 642 code for a protein of 213 amino acids. Lineage: Eukaryota; Fungi; Ascomycota; Dothideomycetes; Mycosphaerellales; Teratosphaeriaceae. The transcript has 2 exons. The record is from RefSeq and is a predicted model, not a curated record.
AUGCGACAGACAAAAUCAUUAGUCCAGCAUCUUUGGCAGACUCCCUUCAAGACUAUAGGCUCCAACACGUCAUUGGCCGAAUACUUCCAGAAAUACAGCGAGUUCAGUCAAGCUGAACAGUAUUUCACAACCGACGAUCUGUACCUGGCUCAGCUAGUUGGGAGUCUUGAACGUCUACACGUCGGUACGACGACUGUUCUUGACCAUGCACACGCAAGUUUCUCGAAUGAGACAAUUGACGCCUGUAUCAACGGGUCCCUUGAUAGCGGCGUUCGCACAGUAUACGGCCACGCUAUCCACAUUGUCCCCAAUGGAUGGUCAUGGGAGGAUCAGAUUCAGAAGUUUCGGGCGCUGACUCAAGACGCUCGCUUCAAUCACCACUCGGUAUUGACUCUCGGCCUUGCAUACGACAAUUUCUACGAUGCCCCUACUCCAAACAUCACUGAAUUGUGGAACAUUACGAAGGCUUCGAAUUUGUCGGCGGUUACAUCACACUACCUCGGCGGUCCUUGGGGCCACUCUAACAGCGCCGAGGUUCUCCAGGCUCGCGGAUGGCUAAAUGACACUAUUCCUGUUGUUCUUGCACACGCUAGCUUCAUGACCUACCGGGAUGCUCAGAUUCUCCGGGAAACGAACCAAUAA